This is a messenger RNA of Trichomonas vaginalis G3, 1491 nucleotides long. Its product is annotated as sister chromatid cohesion. The record is from RefSeq and is a predicted model, not a curated record. Lineage: Eukaryota; Parabasalia; Trichomonadida; Trichomonadidae. The coding region runs from base 1 to 1491 and encodes 496 amino acids. Gene Ontology annotation, biological process: DNA-templated DNA replication. Gene Ontology annotation, molecular function: chromatin binding. The transcript has a single exon.
AUGUUUGAAGAACUUCUGGAGAAUCCAAAAGAAUUUGUUGAUAGACUUGCUCAAAAUGAAACUGAUGCACCUGAUUUAGGCAUUAAGAAUCUUCUUGAUCAGUUCAUUCAGCAAAAUCCGCAAGAAUUGGAAAAAAUACCAUUGAUAUGUAACCUUGAAGGAAUGAAUUCUACAGUUCCUGGAUCCCUCGUAAGGGUCAGAUGCAGUAUUAUUAAUUCCAAUAUCAAAGAAUACUUUCCCUUCAGGUACUUAAGUGAUGGUACUUACCAUUCUUGCCUUAUCGACGAAGAAAUAUCUGGAACUCCACAAGAUAUCGAUCCAUCAUGCCUUGGAGAGCGUUAUAUCUAUACUGCUUUCUCUGUAAGGCCAAUGACGAAUUGGCUCUUGAAAGAAAGUGCUGUUACAAUAAACAAACGUAAAGUUCCCACAUUAUCUGAAAAGAAAAAUACAAAAGAAGUCCUCAAAAACACUCAAUUCGAUAUGAUUGUAAAAACAGCUUUCGAUUACAAGAUUAAAAACACUUUCGAUACAGUUGAUGUUAUUGGAGUGUUUUCCACAGCCGAAUACGAUCAUAUCGCAAUGAGAGACAUACCAAAAGAAGUGUAUCCAACAAUUCUUGCACUAACCAUCGUAGAAAGUACAAACUAUACGAAAAGUUUACCAGAUCCAGCAAUUUCUUUGGUAGAACAAAGGAAUUUGGCUCUUGAAGUCCUCUCUUCUGCCUUAGAACCUCAUCAAUCUUUGAUUGUUCUUCUUUGGCUUCUUUCUUUCUAUACUCAUUCGGUUGCUGGAACAGCUUUUGGAUCAUUCAGCCUAAACUUAACAGGAGCAACUUACGAACAAGCGCUAAAACUCAAAGAAGUUCUCGAAAAUAUAAUUCCAUUGUCGAAAUACAUUGAUUUCAAUCAGGAAAGUCUUUCUGAUCAGAAAUUCGUUACGGAAAUUACAGAUGAAGGUGUUUUUGGAAAUUUAAUCGCUUCUUCUGGAUCAAGGUUUAUAAUUGACGAAACUCAACUCCACGAAGGCAAUUUCAAUAAGAAUGGUACACAGAACUUAAUGAUACUUAACAAUCUCAUCGAAAAUCAAGUUAUUCCAGUAACAUAUCACGAUAGUCCAGAAUUUUACGAUAUUAACGCUAAUUACAGAAUACUUGGGCUUUCUUCUUCGAAAUCCCUUCUCAAAUACGAUAUUUCUGUCCCUAUUGGCAAUUUAAUAGAGAAUUUAUCAGAAUUUACUGAAGAACAGUUAAAUGUUGUUAGGAAAUACAUUGAAAAUCAAACUCUGUCUGAUAAAUUGGAGUUUAAUAAAGAAAGAGAACAAAUUGCGAAUAAGAAGCUUGCUGAAUGCAUAACAACGCAUAAACUUUCUCAGGAAAGAGCUCAACUUCUGUUUUUGUUCUUCCUUUUGAAUGUAAGUUCUUAUGGAGACGAAAUCAACUUCGAAUCUGCUCUUGACGAAGCAAUAGAACUGUUUUUCUCUUUUAAUCAAUAA